AUGCACGCCCGCAACGUUCUCAUUCUCGCCCUUGGCGCCGUCGCCUCCGCCCAGAAGUUCGUGGACUUCCCCACCAGCUUGACCUGCAAGACUGGCGCUGGCGGCAAAGAAACUGCCACCAUUUCAAAGAUCGAAGCCCAGGAUGCCGUGAAGGGCCCCAACGGAACCAAACAGGACGACUCUGCCGCCAAUGUUGCUUCUGGCAAGUGCGUCAGCCUCUCUGGCAUACCCUUCUACGGAGGCGGCGUUUCUGGCAAGGGAAGCAUCUACUUCGCUUACGACAAGGCGAAGGAUACAUACUACUUCUGCUCGGCGCAAGGAGCUGUUGACGAGUCGGGAUGGCCCUCUUCUUGCACGGAGAACUGA
Colletotrichum abscissum is the source of this 366-nucleotide messenger RNA. RefSeq lists its product as uncharacterized. The transcript has 2 exons. NCBI's taxonomy places the organism in Eukaryota, Fungi, Ascomycota, Sordariomycetes, Glomerellales, Glomerellaceae. Bases 1 to 366 code for a protein of 121 amino acids. The record is from RefSeq and is a predicted model, not a curated record.